Molecule: messenger RNA, 885 nt
Organism: Lasiodiplodia theobromae
Lineage: Eukaryota; Fungi; Ascomycota; Dothideomycetes; Botryosphaeriales; Botryosphaeriaceae
Product: NAD dependent epimerase/dehydratase
Exons: 1
Coding region: 1-885 (294 amino acids)
Source: RefSeq, a predicted model, not a curated record
AUGGCGACUCCCAAAGCAUCUCCCACCCCUCUCACCAACGGGGCUUCCUCCGGCCGUCCCUCUCUCUCGCUCCAGCACAACCACACCCUCAAGGUUAUCAACGUCGGCCUGCCCCGGACAGGCACCACGUCCGUGGGCGCGGCGCUGUCCAUCCUCCUGAACGGGCCAGUCGUCGACGGCGGGGCGCUCGCAUGGAUGGGCAGCGCGCGUCAGCAACGUCUACUUCUCGAGGUGAUUCGGCCGUGCCCACUGCGCACGCUGGUGGACCGCACCUUCGCCAUGUACAGCCUGGCGCGGCUGACCGAAGGCUGCGUCGCGGCGACGGACGUGCCGUUCUGCUACUUUGUCGAGGAGCUGCUGCAGCUGUACCCGCGCGCGACGGUCGUGUGCACGCGGCGCGAGCGCGAGUCGUGGUGGCUGAGCUACAAGAAUCUGUGGUGGCGCAUCGACGACCUCGCCGCGCUGGGCUGGGUGUCGCCGACGCUGCGGCGCUUCCUCGAUAUCCAGUACGGCUUUCUCUUCAGGCGCACGCCGCAGGCUGUGGGCAUCACGGAGGGGGAGGUCGAGGUGGUGGAUGGGAACCGGGAUUGGCUGUAUGAUGCGCAUGAGGCGUAUGUGCGCAGGGUGGUGCCGGAGGGGCAGCUGCACUUUGUUGAUGUCAGGGAUGGGUGGAAGCCGCUGUGCGAUAUACUGGGGCUGCCGGUUCCUGAAGUUGAGUUUCCGCGCGAGAAUACGAGGCAGAGAAUGGAUCCGUUCCAGGUUGUGGUGAAGCGGAGGUUCAUCAUCCGCGGAGUGUUGCUCGUCUCCGUUGGACUGGGUGCCUGCGGGGGACUGGUGUAUUUGUUACGCCGUGCGCUGGGGGGAUAUGCUCGGAAAUUAUGGUAA